CCAUUCUUUUUUACCUUCUCCUAACACAAUGGCAAAAGGAUUUUAUGUCAGCAAGAUUGUUGCUAUUGUUGGCAUUGUUUUCUCUGUAGCUGCUGUAGCUACUGUCAUAGCUCUGGCAGUAGUGUAUGCUCAAGAAAAGGCAAAAAAUUAUGACCUACAAAAUCCUCCAGAUGUAUCAAGCACAACUACAUCUGGCACCAGUCCCAUUAGUUCCAUCACCACCACCACCACCACCACUCCUCCAUCUGAUGAACCAUGGAACAAAUACCGGCUUCCAAAAACCCUGAAACCAUAUCAUUAUGAUGUUCGACUAAGGCCAGUUCUAGAGAAGAAUGCUGAAGGACUUUAUGUGUUUCAUGGAAAAAGUGAAGCUUUCUUUACGUGUGAAGAAGCAACCAACCUUGUCAUUAUCCACAGUAACAAGCUCAAUUUCACCACAAAUCCCAAAGCUAUUCUUAGGGAUAGUUCUGGGAAUGCUCUAACUGUGUCUAAGAUAGAAGAGGUGCCAGUAACACAGUAUCUGGUGCUACAUGUGUCUAACCCCCUGGAAGUUGGCAAAAAUUACUCUUUGUACACUGAGUUUGUCGGGGAGCUGGUAGAUGACCUGGCUGGAUUUUACCGGAGUGAAUAUGUGGAGGAUGGAGUAACCAAUAUUAUCGCUACCACACAGAUGCAGGCUGCGGAUGCCAGAAAGGCAUUUCCCUGUUUUGAUGAACCAGCGUUGAAAGCCACUUUCAACAUCACCAUCGUACACAAAUCAGACUAUGUGGCUCUAUCAAACAUGAAUCCUAUCAGGCAAACUAAUAUAACAGAAGAUGGUGAACAAUGGACUGAAACUGUUUUUGAUAAAAGCGUCAAAAUGCCCACGUACCUCGUGGCAUUUAUAGUGUCUCAGUUUAAAGCAAUUGGUGAUGCAGGAACUAGUGAUACUAUUGGGGUUCAGAUCUGGGGCCGUAAGAAAGCUAUUAUAGAUGAGAAACAAGGAGAAUACGCUUUAAAUAUUACAAAACCCAUUCUGGAUUUUUUUGCUGAAUAUUAUAACAUCUCUUACCCUCUGCCAAAAUCAGACCAGGUGGCCAUACCUGACUUCAGUAACGGAGCGAUGGAGAACUGGGGUCUGGUGACAUACAGGGAGACAGCUCUUCUAUUUGAUUCUGCCGUAUCAUCGAUCAGCAACAAGGAACGGGUAGCCACAGUGAUUGCACAUGAGCUUGCUCAUCAGUGGUUUGGAAAUCUUGUGACCGUACAAUGGUGGAAUGAUCUGUGGCUGAAUGAAGGUUUUGCUACUUAUGUGGAAUAUUUGGGAGCAGACAAAGCAGAGCCCACCUGGAACAUAAAAGAUUUGAUAGUGCUAAAUGAUGUACAUUAUGUAAUGGCGGUUGAUGCACUGGCUUCUUCUCAUCCACUGACAUCGAAAGAGGAAGAGGUGAACACCCCAGCACAAAUAGGUGGACUCUUUGACUCCAUUGCUUAUAGCAAGGGUGGAUCAGUCAUCAGGAUGUUAUCUGACUUUCUCUCUGAAGAACUGUUUGUUCAAGGAUUGUCUACCUACCUGAAACAAUUCCAAUUUAGUAAUGCAGUGUACAGUGAUUUAUGGACUCAUCUGCAAACAGCAGUGGAUAAGGCAGUGCCACCUAUUGAUCUGCCUCAGUCAGUGGCUCAGAUCAUGGAUACAUGGGUUUUACAGAUGGGAUUCCCAGUAGUGACCAUUGAUACAAAAAAUGGACUCGUAACUCAGAAGCACUUCCUCUUAGACCCAGACUCCAAUGUCACUCGUCCAUCAGACUUUAAUUAUAAUUGGAUUGUACCAAUUUCAUACACAAAAAAUGCAUCUCCAGGAAAAUACUGGCUCCAAGGACCUUCAGAGACAAACAAUGAUUUUAAGUUGGCUGAAAAUGAAUGGCUUCUAGCAAACAUCAAUGUAACAGGAUACUACCGAGUUAAUUAUGAUGAUGGAAACUGGAACAAGCUCAUUGCACAACUGGAGGCAGAUCAUUCAAUAAUUCCUGUCAUUAACCGUGCCCAGAUUAUUGAUGAUGCCUUUAAUUUGGCGAGAGCAAUGUAUAUCAACACAACAAGAGCUUUAGACACCACCAGGUAUCUCUCUAGUGACUUUGAAUACAUGCCUUGGCAGGCCGCACUGAGCAGUCUGAAUUUCUUUACGCAGAUGUUUGAUCGCUCGGAGGUGUAUGGACCAAUGAGGGAAUACAUGAAGCAACAGAUCUACCCAGUGUUUAAGCACUUUGAAACCGAAACUGUAAAUUUUACCGUACGAUUAGAAUCGUUAACAGACCAAUAUAAUGAAAUAAACACUGUGAGCACUGCAUGUAGCUAUGGCAUUCCGGAAUGUGCUGAAUUGGCAACAAAACUCUUUAAUGAAUGGAAGAAUACUAACAUUAAUGGUAUUCAUCCAAAUUUGAGAUCAUCCAUUUACUGUGCUGCGGUAGCUCAGGGAGGAGAAGAUGUAUGGAAUUUUAUAUGGGGACAAUUUCAAGCAUCAGACAAUGCACAAGAAUCAGACAAGCUGAGGGCUGCCUUGGCCUGCAGCAAAGAGCCAUGGAUACUCAACCAACUCCUGGAAUAUUCACUGGACACCAAUAAGAUUCGCAGACAGGAUGCAAUCUCCACCAUUAGCAGCAUUUCCAGUAACGUGAUAGGACAGAAUCUUGCUUGGGACUUUGUGAGAGCCAAUUGGCUUACCAUAUUCCAAUAUUUUGGAGGGACCUCUUUUUCCUUUGGUAACUUGAUUGAACGGUUGUCUCGACGCUUUUCUUCUGACUUUGAACUUGAACAGCUCAUGCUGUUCAAAAGUCAAACCCCGAAUCUUGGGACAGCUGCUCGAGCUCUGGAUCAAGCCAUAGAAAACACACAAGCAAACAUCAAAUGGGUGAACGGAAAUAAAGAGGCUGUACUGAACUGGUUCACGAGUGCACUAAAACCAAGAAACAUUUGAAACUCACUACUUAUUACAUUAGAAAAUAAAGUUUACAACCCUCCUGUGCCUGCCAUCAAGAUUCUUCAUUACU
This is a messenger RNA of Pelobates fuscus (common spadefoot toad), 3026 nucleotides long. Its product is annotated as aminopeptidase N-like. Gene Ontology annotation, molecular function: zinc ion binding; peptide binding; metalloaminopeptidase activity. Bases 29 to 2953 code for a protein of 974 amino acids. Gene Ontology annotation, cellular component: cytoplasm; plasma membrane. The record is from RefSeq and is a predicted model, not a curated record. NCBI's taxonomy places the organism in Eukaryota, Metazoa, Chordata, Amphibia, Anura, Pelobatidae. The transcript has 20 exons. Gene Ontology annotation, biological process: proteolysis; peptide catabolic process.